AUGAACGCAAGAGUGCCUUUGGUCGAUGGGAUUGAUCGACCUUGGUCCAGGGCUUUACCUAGAUGGGCUACGGCAGUUGCAGGAGGUAUCAAGGGCGGGCGUAAGGGCGAGCACGAUCCGAUCUUGAACUGUUCCAGUAAGCCCGAUAGGGAUGCCCCCUCUCAUGCCGGCACGAGGCCCGACCCCCGGGCUAAGUCUGAUUUGAUUGGCUGGUUCGCCGCUGCACAGUCGGUAAUACCGGAUGCGGAAGUUUGUGGCGGCUGGUCCAAAUCGGCGUUUUCAGCGGCAUCUUUCACGUGGCGGAACUCAUGUGGCACAUUUGUGGCAGGUCCGAUGUACACCGAUGUACCGAUAUUGGUCCAGUGGACGUGUACCGUUCCACCCCCUACACAGCUGGUCGAUAUCGUACAUGCUCGUAUUCUUGAGUUGUACACGCCACAAUUGACUCCACUCAAAUCAUCCACCCAAAUCCGUACCUUUCGCGCAUCCUUCCCACCUUCCGGUCCUCGACUGUUGUCAGUCAUAACCCACGUCAAUCCAUCCCAACCUCACUCUCAAGCUCUAGCGACAAAAGACGACACUGCAUACCUUUUCUUAGACUUGAAACCUCCCACGACCAAGAAUCGAGUUGUUGAUGACGCAGGAACUUUCAUCCCUGGCGAAACGGGCUCAGAGGCGGAAAGACAUGGUGUGGAUCAGAAAGAGGAAGCGAGAUAUAGGGUGUUGGCCGUCAGACCAGCAGAGAAUGUUGGACCGAUAUUGAAUAAUGUAAUGAGUGGAUUUGUUUUGGGUUUGUCUAAGGCUGCCCGGCAGGCCGCUCGAACAACACAAGAAUCAGUCCGACCCACCCCAUUGCCAGGAACGACUCUCCUCCUUCCCGUUCUCAUAUUCCCAUCUCUUUCCUCUUCACAUCCCUCAAUCUCCCUCACGAUCUAUACCGUCCCCAAACAACCUCCUACGUUACUCCUCGAAGCCCACUGGUCUGACUGUCCCGAUCAGGCAAUGGCCAAGGCGGUGCUGCACGAUUUCAUUGACAGCCUGUUGCCACCCGAAGGACAGAGACAGACUUGGGUCUGGGCCAUGGAAGACGAGAGUGGGGAUGGGAAGGUGGGAAAGGGUGUGGGUGGGGAGAUGAAGAAGCGUGUGAGUGGGAAAGAUGGAGAUCUUGAAAGGAGACGAUGGGUGGUGGGGAGGAUAGGACGAUGUUUGCGCGAGUCUGAGGUGGUCUGA
Tremella mesenterica DSM 1558 is the source of this 1230-nucleotide messenger RNA. RefSeq lists its product as uncharacterized. NCBI's taxonomy places the organism in Eukaryota, Fungi, Basidiomycota, Tremellomycetes, Tremellales, Tremellaceae. The record is from RefSeq and is a predicted model, not a curated record. Bases 1 to 1230 code for a protein of 409 amino acids. The transcript is spliced from 6 exons.